Fundulus heteroclitus (mummichog) is the source of this 1352-nucleotide messenger RNA. It is a transcript of the gene chmp2ba, whose product is annotated as charged multivesicular body protein 2Ba. The coding region runs from base 655 to 1302 and encodes 215 amino acids. The record is from RefSeq and is a predicted model, not a curated record. NCBI's taxonomy places the organism in Eukaryota, Metazoa, Chordata, Actinopteri, Cyprinodontiformes, Fundulidae. The transcript is spliced from 6 exons. Gene Ontology annotation, cellular component: ESCRT III complex; multivesicular body. Gene Ontology annotation, biological process: endosome transport via multivesicular body sorting pathway; late endosome to vacuole transport; protein transport.
UCAAUGUAUGCAACAAAAAUUUAGCACAUUUCUUUUGUUAUCAUUAACAGCGUCCGUCUCUGUGCUACGUUUAAGAGCUACAUCAAAAUGUGGUUUCAGGAAAAUUUUUAGCACAACUCACCCACAAAAUAGGGGCUGUAUAUGUUUCAGUGAUUAUUAAUCGUUCUGAAUAUAAUACCCAUAAUUCUGCUGUACAGCGAUGGACGAUACUUUUAGGAGUUUUAUUAUUAUUUUUUUUUUUUUUUAUUAUUUUAUGUGUAACUGUAGAGCUUAGCCUGUGCUGUUACAUUUCCGUACGGACGGUUGCCGUAAAUAUCGCUUACUUUGAUAUCUACCACCCACAAGAACUCGAACGUAUAGACUUUCUUUUUUCUUCUUUUUUAAACAUGUGGCAUUUAUUUUUUUAAUAAACAUUCUAACAAUUAACUGAAUUUUCCGCGGUACACUUGAAAGCAGCAGAAAGGUCCCGCCGUGACGCCAGCUGAGGGAGGAACUCCCAACAGCAGAAGUCAACCAGGAAGCGAAGGCUGUUAGAGCAGACAUACCGUCCUGGGCUGACGGCUAAACGGCGUUAUAGACGACUGGAACCAGUACUCUUUAACAGUACACGACUUGUAUUUAGUUUUUCUAUUUAGUUACACACACAACAGCGACAUGGCUUCCCUCUUCAAGAAGAAGACUGUCGAUGACGUCAUCAAGGAACAGUCUAAAGAGCUGCGCGGCACUCAGAGACAGAUCACCAGGGACCGAGCGGCGCUGGAGAAACAGGAGAAACAAAUGGAGAUGGAGAUCAAGAAAAUGGCAAAAAGCGGUAACAAGGAGGCGUGUAAGAUUCUUGCCAAGCAGUUAGUCCAGCUGAGGAAGCAGAAGAACCGGACGUACGCCGUGAGCUCCAAGGUUACCUCCAUGUCAACCCAAGCAAAAGUCAUGAACUCUCAAAUGAAGAUGGCUGGUGCCAUGUCCACCACAGCCAAGACUAUGCAGGCUGUGAAUAAGAAAAUGGAUCCACAGAAGACUCUGAAGACCAUGCAGGACUUCCAGAAGGAGAACAUGAAGAUGGAGAUGACCGAGGACAUGAUCAACGACACUUUAGAUGACAUCUUUGAUGAAUCUGGGGAUGAAGAAGAAUCUCAGGACAUUGUCAACCAGGUUCUGGAUGAGAUCGGCAUUGAGAUCUCAGGGAAGAUGGUCAGAGCACCAGCCGCAGGAAAGAGCGUCCCCAGUGCCGCCGCCUCCUCCAAACAAGCCACCAUUUCCGACGACGAGAUCGAGAGACAGCUUCGAGCUCUGGGAGUGGAUUAAUUAGCGCUCCUGUUUUUGUUCACACUCUAAACUGGUGCAACUCAAAACUG